This is a messenger RNA of Haliotis rubra (blacklip abalone), 2898 nucleotides long. Its product is annotated as fibropellin-1-like. Gene Ontology annotation, molecular function: Notch binding; calcium ion binding; chitin binding. The record is from RefSeq and is a predicted model, not a curated record. Lineage: Eukaryota; Metazoa; Mollusca; Gastropoda; Lepetellida; Haliotidae. Gene Ontology annotation, cellular component: extracellular region; membrane. Bases 1 to 2898 code for a protein of 965 amino acids. The transcript is spliced from 14 exons. Gene Ontology annotation, biological process: Notch signaling pathway; cell communication.
AUGGAGAGCGUCUACUCUCUUGGAACCAUUGAGAUCCGAGUGGAGAGACUUGAGGUCAGGGAUGGGUACGACUGCACCAACUGCCAGGUGAUGAUUCGCGUAUGCGUGUUCGAGAGGGGACGGCCGCAGUGUGACGACUUCCAGGACAGUGAAAUACUAGGAACUGGCCCUGUUUUAAGACGAUCAGGAUCUCAAUUCAUUACAGAGGAAAAUGGGCUCGGGGACCUUAUGAUGAGAGUUCAGGUUGUGGACAAUGUCGGAUCCAGCAGGAUACUGAUCGGGGACUUCACCAUGGACAUGACAAGCCUGGAUGUUGCUAGGAGCGUGUAUACAUCGUCAGGCUUUGAGACGCUUGUGUCUAUCCCGUCAUUGCGAAAUACUGCACAGAUAGAUCUCUUCAUAAACGCACGGAUAUACUGCCAAGACAACUACUACGGCGUCAACUGCAUGACGUUCUGCCGCGACACCGAUGCCUACACCUGUGAUGCAUUUGGGUCCAAGAAUUGCACUGUUGACUACACUGGAGAGGACUGCUAUAUUGUGAGCCCGUGCAGGACGUAUCCCUGCCUUAAUGGCGGAUCAUGCAGUCCCAUCCAGACAGCAAAUGGAUAUUCCUUCCGAUGUACCUGUGACAGAGAUUACUCUGGAGACGACUGUAGUCAGGGACGCGAUGACUGCGCCAGUAAUCCCUGUCGGAACAAUGGCACCUGCAGUGACGGCAUCGGCAGUUUCGUGUGCAUAUGUGCUCCAGGAAUCACCGGAGACAGAUGUGAAGAUGACAUCAACGAGUGUGAAGAGUUGUCUCCCUGUCGAAAUGGUGCCACGUGUUUGAACACUCUCGGCAGCUAUGUAUGCCAGUGUCCAAGGGAGUUCACAGGCAAAGAUUGCCAGACAAAAAUUACGAAUCCCUGUUCACCAAAUCCGUGUGUGAAUGGUGAGUGCUACUCAAAUGGCGACAACUUCAUCUGCAACUGCCCUCGAGGAUUCAUUGGCAAUAGAUGUGACCAGAUCGACAGGUGCACGUCAAGUCCGUGCCUCAACAACGGAGAAUGCAACACCGUAGGAAACUCAUUCACGUGUACAUGUGAUCCUGGCUACUCCGGCACAACCUGCAACAUAUACGACCCUUGUUACAACAGUCCCUGUGAGAAUGGCGUCUGCAGCAGGAACGGUGUUAACUACGUCUGUAGAUGCCAACAAGGAUACGUUGGUAGAAACUGUGACGUCGUGGACACGUGCGGCUCCUCUCCUUGCUUUAAUGGAGGAUCCUGCGUCCCAUCUGUGACAAGCCAAAGAGGAUAUAGCUGUAUAUGUGCCCAAGGCUACACCGGAACUAGAUACCCAUGCACCUCGAAUACGUGCGACAAUGGUGGAACAUGCAGAUCUUCUGGGUCGUCUUUCAUCUGUGAAUGCCGCCAGGGGUACAGUGGCGGGAGGUGUCAGUUUGGACCCUGCUCACCGCGGAACGGCGUCGCCUGCUUCAACGGUGGGACGUGUCUGCAGGAAGGGUCGUCCUAUACGUGUGAAUGUCCUGAUAAUUUCACCGGUCCAACAUGUCAGAUCGCGACCAGCUGCCGACCCGGGCUGUGCCAGAACGGUGGCGUCUGUUUCUCCUUCUCAGCAACAUCAUUCAACUGCAGCUGUCCAAACAACUACACAGGACAGUACUGCGAGAGACACGUGUGCGCUUCCUUCCCAUGCGCUAACAGCGGGUUCUGCUUCCCCGAUCCAAGCAAUGCAAGAGGAUUUGACUGCAGCUGUUUAGCUGGGUAUACUGGAGACACUUGUGAAGAUGAGAUUAGACAGAACUGUGGAUCUAACCCAUGUCAAAAUGGAGGGGAAUGUGUUACGCGGGACUUUGUGUCGGGUUAUUCGUGCUUAUGUCUGGGUGGGUUUACUGGACCGAACUGCGAACGAGAGGUAAAUGCCUGUUCCAGCCAGCCAUGCUUAAACGGAGGAAGAUGCGUAUUUGAUGCAUCUUACAUUGAUCAGUACAGAUGUAAUUGUCCAGUAGGAUUCGGAGGUGCAGACCUGACUUCGCGGGCACCAACUGCCAAUCUCUCGCCAGUGCAUGUAACCCAAAUCCUUGCCAGAACGGUAACUGCGAGUAUGACGUCACCCAGCUUCUCGGGUACAGCUGUCGGUGUAAUGCUGGGUAUCUCGGGAGAAACUGUGAAACCAGGUCAGAUCCUUGUUCCAACAAUCCCUAUAUCAAGCAUCGAGUCCUGCCAGAGUAAUCCUUGUGUAAAUGGCGGAGAGUGUUCAUCCCUCUCCUUUGGAGGCUACAUCUGCACCUGCCCUCGAGGAUUUGCUGGAAUCAACUGCCAGUACAUGACCUCCCCCGCCUGCAGCCCCCAGCCGUGUCUAAAUGGUGGCAGCUGUACCCCCUCGCCAGAUUCGCCCUUCAACUUCACCUGUUCCUGCCCCUUGGGAUUUGGUGGCCAAUACUGCCAGAUCCCUCUGAGCACUGACGGCCCCUGUAAGUCGUCUCCUUGUCGCAACCUGGGUACGUGUGUACCCAUUGACAGCGUCGCCUACCGGUGUGAAUGCUUGAAUGGAUACGUGGGAGAUAGCUGCCAGAUCCGGAACUUCAACUGCACUCCCAAUCGGUGUCCCAAUGGCAUUUGCUACCUAACCCAGUUUGGAGAAGUCGAUUGCAUGUGUCCACCGCUGACCAAGGGUCGACGAUGUGAGCAAGUCGAUUUCAAGUGCCCGCGCGGUGCGGGAGGUGAAUUUCCACACCCGUGGGACUGCAGCCUGUGGAUUCAUUGCGACUGGGGACGUGCAUGGGUCAAGGAUUGUCCAGCCGACCUUCACUUCAGUAGGAUCACUCAUACCUGUGACUUCUGGGACCGGGCGGGCUGUGCCGUCAAGCCAAGCAGAUACUGGUUAUUCUAG